UGAGCACUGCACUCUGCACGCCUAGAAAUAAGAAAGACGGAGCAAAGAGACUUGAAAAGGCAGCGACUCACGGCGAAGACGACACAACUGAUCGUGUGUUACUAUGAAUUCGCAGGAGUCCAAGUCAGCGGCUGCGGCGUCGUAUGACUAUGAAAACGACCCCAGAUGGGCUGAUUAUUGGGGUAAUGUUCUCAUUCCCCCAAACAUGGCUGCGCGUCCCGAUGUUGUUAAUCACUUCAAACGCAAGUUCUACCAGCGCUUCAUUGAUCCUGAGUUGGUGGUUGAGCCAAUUUCUACUAGCAGUACUUCCCAAACAACUAGACCAUCAACAUCAAAUCCAAGCAAUCAAACACGACAGCAAACAUCAGAGUCUACUACCAGAGCAUCAGGCACAUAUGUAUCUCCAGCUUCUUUGCGCUGGGAUCGACAGACAAUACAAUUUUCCCUCAACGCCUGGGUCUUUGUUGUUGCUGUUCUGGCAGUGUUUCCUCUUUCACCUCAAAAUCUUUCAAAUAGGGCUUAUCGGCUAUCUUUGACGGGAACUGCAUGUUCUUCUUUGUAUUCUUUGUACUCUCUAUACGGGAAACCUAGAGCUUGGAACCUGCAAGCUGUGCAAGUCUGGUUUCAGACGGUACUAGGAACCAAAGAUUUCAUCUACUUCAUUUACUGCCUUACUUUUGUCACAUCACAACUCAGCCUUAAAUUUGCGUUGAUUCCUAUUUUAUGUCGGGCUAUUGAAAUUGUUGCAAAAUUUCUGAGACGUAAUUUUGGUCGCUCCUCCUUGUAUCGAAAGUACUUCGAAGAACUCUGUGUGUGGGUGGAGUCAAAUGCAGCUACUAUAAGUAUGCUGUCUUCACAAGCUGAGAUUGGGAUUGGAUUCCUCUUAAUUGUUUCCCUCGUCUCGUGGCAGCGGAACAUAAUACAAACAUUUAUGUACUGGCAGCUCCUAAAACUUAUGUAUCAUGCCCCUGUAACUGCAAGUUACCAUCAAAGUAUGUGGGCACAGAUUGGCAGGAUUGUUAAUCCUUUGGUGGCCAGUUACGCGCCAUUUCUUAGCACUCCAAUAUCAACAAUACAGAGGUGGUGGCUGAGGUAAUAAAAACUAUGGAAGGAAACAACACACUGAGAAAACUAUGAUCUGAUAGAGUAGCAGUGAAUUCUAUACUAGUUUAAAGGUUGUUGUAAUUGUACUUAAAAAUAUAGGAUCUUUUUACAAGUGACCAAGCUGUGGUCUUUAAUAGAGCUGUUAACUGACAAGGGGAUCUCUCCUAAUAAUAUCUUACUUCUACAAGGAAUCAGUAAAAGCAAACUGCCAGUAUCCUAUUUUAUGA
Messenger RNA from Daucus carota subsp. sativus, 1331 nucleotides. RefSeq lists its product as uncharacterized. Gene Ontology annotation, cellular component: membrane; endoplasmic reticulum. The record is from RefSeq and is a predicted model, not a curated record. NCBI's taxonomy places the organism in Eukaryota, Viridiplantae, Streptophyta, Magnoliopsida, Apiales, Apiaceae. Bases 104 to 1096 code for a protein of 330 amino acids. Gene Ontology annotation, biological process: endoplasmic reticulum tubular network organization; membrane organization. The transcript has 9 exons.